AUGGUCAACACUCAGAAGCCCAUCCGGCUGCCGCCGCUGCGCGUGCUGCGUGUCCGGCACCCGAACCGUACCGAGUCGAACCCUUGCUUGACCGUGAUGUCCUCCGUGUUAUCUUGUUGGGCGUCAGCCGGCUACCACGGGAGGGGCUGCACCACCGUCGAGCAAGCCCUGCGCGCAUGCAUGGACGCCCCUCGACCGCCAGAGAAGAGCUCCAACACCAUCAACUACCACCUCGCCCGCUUCUCCAAGAGGCUGAUUGCCCAAGGGAGCAAGAAAUAA
This is a messenger RNA of Chaetomium strumarium, 279 nucleotides long. RefSeq lists its product as uncharacterized. Gene Ontology annotation, molecular function: structural constituent of ribosome. The record is from RefSeq and is a predicted model, not a curated record. Lineage: Eukaryota; Fungi; Ascomycota; Sordariomycetes; Sordariales; Chaetomiaceae. The coding region runs from base 1 to 279 and encodes 92 amino acids. Gene Ontology annotation, biological process: mitochondrial translation. The transcript is spliced from 2 exons. Gene Ontology annotation, cellular component: mitochondrial small ribosomal subunit.